CAGCCAUCAAACUGGAUUUCAACUACCGCCAUACCACCUGACCGGACAGCCCCUCAACGGGCGCCAGUCCCAAGACAAUACAUAGGUCACACUAAGCUUUGUUGGGGUGGACGGGCUCAACUCAACUUGACUGGUUGGGCGAAUGGGGUUGUAGAUAAAAAUACACCUUUCAAUUACCUAGGCUCUUUUGUUGAGUUCUUAUUGUCACUCGCUCACUUUCGGUCUGAAUUGUACGUUACUGUUGCCUUCUUUCACUCUUUUAUCCACGAAAUCCCGUCAAUCUCGGCCCGCCCAGUAUAUCAAAAUGAGAAACACCCACCAGACUCUCAAGAGAGCGGCGAGUCUCUACAGCACUUCCCAGUUAAGAUACAGCGCCUCAUCUACUCUGCGAUUUCAAUCCCGCCUUUCACAUGCUCAAUUCCGCUCACUCUCGUCGGCUGCAGGCUCCCAGGUGGCAAACAUCCCGGCAACAAACAAGUACCAGAAGCUGGACUCGUUCGCUGGCCGGAACAGUCUCCUACAGGCUACCAUUGCAGCAGAUGCGCCCAGGAAUGACUGGACAAAGGAGGAGAUCCGAGAAAUAUACCAAACUCCGCUGAUGGAACUGGUCUACUCGGCUUCAACCCUACACCGACGAUUCUUUGACCCCGCCAGCGUCCAGCUCUGCACGCUCAUGAACAUCAAGACAGGUGGAUGCUCAGAAGACUGCUCCUACUGCGCCCAGUCGAGCCGGUACAAGACGGGUGUAAAGGCAACAAAGAUAUCAUCCGUCGAUGAGGUCCUCCAGGCUGCAAAAAUCGCAAAAGAAAAUGGAUCGACUCGGUUCUGCAUGGGGGCCGCCUGGAGGGACAUGCGGGGCCGCAAGACGAACCUCAAGAACAUCAAAGCGAUGGUGAGCGGGGUGAGGGAGCUCGGUAUGGAGGCCUGCGUCACUCUAGGAAUGAUUGACGAAAGCCAAGCGGCGGAACUGCGCGAUGCCGGACUCACUGCAUACAACCACAACGUCGACACCUCCCGGGAGUACUAUCCAAACGUCAUCACAACCCGGACCUACGACGAGCGACUCAAGACAAUCAACAACGUCCGUCAGGCCGGAAUCCACGUCUGCUCGGGUGGCAUCCUCGGCCUCGGUGAAGAUGACACGGACCGUGUGAGCUUCCUAUACACCGUUGCAACGAUGGAAAGCCACCCGGAGAGCUUCCCGAUCAACGCUCUCGUCCCCAUCAAGGGAACCCCACUUGGAGACGCCAGCGCCGCAAAAUCGGAAACCGGGGAGCCGGAAUCGACCGUAACCUUCCACGAUACCGUCCGGAUGGUGGCCACUGCACGGCUUGUUCUGCCAGGCUCGGUGAUUCGGCUUGCGGCAGGGAGAAUCAAUCUGACAGAGUCCGAGCAGGCUCUUUGCUUUAUGGCUGGAGCAAAUGCAAUCUUUACAGGAGAAAAGAUGCUGACUACACCGUGCAGUGGAUGGGACGAGGACAAGGCCAUGUUUGACCGGUGGGGUCUCCGGCCGAUGCUUCCAGACGAGCUGCAUGGAUCAGAGAAGAGGCAGCAUGCUGGCACCGAAGUCGGCCUUCAGCAGGAGCGUGCUGAUGCUGUGAGAAUGGCGUCUUCGUCUGCCUAAGCAGCCGAGCCGGCCAGGCUGAUUUUGGUGCCCGCAGGCAUGUGCAGAACCCUUAUCAGCCGCUUGCGAGGGUUUGUGAUGAGCAGUAUACCAGACCGACGUCGGAGGACUGUGCUGGUGAUCUUCGGGAAACCUUUGCUAGAGGUCGGCGGGGGGUAUAAUCUCGGCUAUGUAUGACGGGAUUGAAGUUGCACUGGUCCUGGGGCAGGGGGGGGGGGUUGCUGGAGGAGAGCGAGUGACUAAAGAGGACCCUUCACUAUAAACCGUAGUAGUUUCAAGCGGACUUGAUUAGAUAUAUCUCGUCUUUCUCGUCUUUUAUUUUGUGCGGAUUGAUUUCGGAAAUGAGUUUUACGUUUGCUUGACAUACACUAAUCUGUGGUAUUCCGAUAGAUAUGUAGAGGUACCUGACGACUUUGUACGACUGCUCGCAACUGCUGAGUGAGCUGUAGGACGGGAUAUAGGGUGCGGUCGGUGAUGCUGAUGGUACUUACCUUUUGGCUCUUAAGGCAUCGUAAUGGGGGUUGUGUUUAAAGUGGAAGGAGCUCCCCACGAGGGCAUCUCUUCUUGCAAGGAAAGCACUUUACUUAGCUCCUCCCGCUAAUCUUUUUCGCUUCCCC
Neurospora crassa OR74A is the source of this 2241-nucleotide messenger RNA. It is a transcript of the gene bio-1, whose product is annotated as biotin synthase. Gene Ontology annotation, cellular component: mitochondrion. NCBI's taxonomy places the organism in Eukaryota, Fungi, Ascomycota, Sordariomycetes, Sordariales, Sordariaceae. Gene Ontology annotation, biological process: biotin biosynthetic process. The transcript is spliced from 2 exons. Bases 305 to 1624 code for a protein of 439 amino acids. Gene Ontology annotation, molecular function: 2 iron, 2 sulfur cluster binding; biotin synthase activity. The record is from RefSeq and is a predicted model, not a curated record.